AUGAUGAGACCCCGUAAAGUCCGUAUUGCUACUAGCUGUGGCAUCUCGGAACCAUUCAUUGUUAGUCGUUCAGUCCCGCAAGGAAGUGUCCUUGCGUGCUCCAUUUUCAAUCUCUCUAUGGAGGUCUGCAACACCAAACUUGCGAUUGGAUCACCUACUCUUGCUCCUAAAGUUUCCCUCCCAAAUGGGGAUCUGAAAGUGAUCAACCACCUUUUGUUUGCAGAUGACCAAACUGUUCUCGUACAGGGACGAGGUUUGCCCAAGUGUGUCGGAGAGCUAAAUGCUCGUCUUGAGAAUGCUGCUACCUGGGCUGUUGAGACGAAAAACGAAUACGCCCCUGAAAAAAGUCUCGUAGUUCCCCUUGGUACUCGCUUACGUCAAACGAGUAAUUUCGCCUUCAAUUUGAAUGGGCAAGAUAUUUCUGUUGCCUUCGAUUUUCUAUAUCUUGGUGUUCCUGUUACGAGCUCCAAAAGGAAUCUGUGGGUACCCUUACAUCGUAAAUCGCGUGCUAUCGCAGCCAUCUCUAGUGCUUUAUCGGUCUACCGUACUAUGGCUCCUCUGUUCAUCAUCAGACUUGUGGUUGCAGUUGGAUGGAGUGCUUUACUUUACGGCCAUGACCUAGCCUUUCCUAAGCCCCAGUCCCUGGAUAUCUGUUGUAAUACACUUGUGAAGAUUGGUCUAGGCUUACCAGGAUGGACGCCAACUGCCUUUCUCUACGUUGCUCUGCAAGUCCCGGUUGCUAGUGCGUUACAUCUUAAGCGCGCUCUGAUUUGCUGGAACACUAUAUACAAUUGUGAUCAUAUUCACAAGUCCCUGAUUGUCAUGGUUAUGAGUGACCCCGUGAAUGAGAUGUGGCGCGGUUUUGUGGCUUUUGCUGGCUCUAUCGGUGUUUCUUGUAGUCUUAUGGUGGACUGUAUUACCUCCCAUCCUGCUAUUGCCAAACAUAAAGCAUAUGAUAUCUUCCUACUCGCUUCUGCUAAGGUAACUACUGAUGCUUUGGGACGUGCCCUUCGUUGCUUGUAUAUUGGCAUCGAUUAUGUUGAAUGUUGCGGUACUUUGAUCCCACUCCCUCUCCCCAGUUCUGUGAUGUCUCAUCAAGAGGGUCGCGCUGCCAUUAGAGCCCUUAUUCCGCUUUCGUUCAAGCGUUGCCAUUGUUGCUCUCUCUGCGGUAGAUCUACUGAUUCUGUAGACCAUCUACUACUUUCCUGCCCAGCAGGCCCUAACAUGUCAACCCAGCAGGUCUAUGAUGCCUUCACUUCUCCGAGAGCGUCCUCUCUACUCUCAACUAUUGCUAGCGUUCUGCUUAAACGUAACUCUGCUGUCAGUAAGCUGCUUCGUGAUAAGGAGGUCUCGUAUACGAUUGUUACUGAUGAGUGA
Messenger RNA from Perkinsus marinus ATCC 50983, 1377 nucleotides. RefSeq lists its product as hypothetical. Lineage: Eukaryota; Perkinsozoa; Perkinsida; Perkinsidae. The transcript has a single exon. The record is from RefSeq and is a predicted model, not a curated record. The coding region runs from base 1 to 1377 and encodes 458 amino acids.